This is a messenger RNA of Aspergillus piperis CBS 112811, 823 nucleotides long. RefSeq names its product cell wall mannoprotein 1 family protein. Lineage: Eukaryota; Fungi; Ascomycota; Eurotiomycetes; Eurotiales; Aspergillaceae. The transcript has 2 exons. The record is from RefSeq and is a predicted model, not a curated record. The coding region runs from base 26 to 643 and encodes 205 amino acids. Gene Ontology annotation, cellular component: extracellular region.
AUUGCCUUGAGACACUACAUCCACAAUGCGCUUCUCAAUUCUCACUCUCGCCCUCCUCUCUACAUUCCUAACUCUCCCCUCCAUAACUCUCGCCCACCCAGCCCUCAGCACAGAACAUCUCCAGCCCCGCGGCCAAAGCACCAUCACCUUCCUCAGCUCCAUUUUCAACAAUGGGAUGAGAAUCUUCAGGCUAGACAAAACUGUGCGCUACUUUACACCUGAACGUCUAGACGACGUCAAGAGUCGUUCCUCAGAAGCAAUCCAAAGCCUUGAUGAAGCCAUAGCGACUGCAAAAUCUAUCGGUCACUUCGAUCCUGCAAGUAGUCAUGCUAUUUCUGCGCUGUGUAUACCCCUGAAGGUGGUUUAUGGAAACAUGAUUAAGGCUAUUCGCGAGAAGCGCGAGGAGCUAACCGCAGCGAAAUACAAAGAUGAGAUGAUAAAGACGUUAGUAUCUCUUCGGGUUAAGAGUCGGGAGUUUGCCGAACUGGUGAAGAAGAUAAUCACUGAGCCUGAUGGGUCCUAUUGUCUGUACCUAGAAGAUUUUGUUGAUAAGCGGUAUGCGAAGACGAUUGAUGAAUACAAGGGAAUCAAUAGCGGUGAUUCGGGUGAUGUGGAGGGGGAUAUCUGGGACGUGGAAGACUGAAAGACGUGAGAAUGGUAUGUGGGAAUUGCCCAUGGGAUGGGUAGGUCAUCUGGGAGGCUAAUUAGCAGCUGAAUACGACAUGGGAUCCCACCAGCUUGAUACAUAAGAAGUUGUUAGCGAGAAGCAGGUACUUUUGGACUACAUGGAAAAAAGAUGUCACAGUUUCAGGCUACCUGACUC